Molecule: messenger RNA, 1598 nt
Organism: Xenia sp. Carnegie-2017
Lineage: Eukaryota; Metazoa; Cnidaria; Anthozoa; Malacalcyonacea; Xeniidae
Product: alpha-1,3-mannosyl-glycoprotein 4-beta-N-acetylglucosaminyltransferase C-like
Exons: 1
Biological process (GO): protein N-linked glycosylation
Molecular function (GO): acetylglucosaminyltransferase activity
Source: RefSeq, a predicted model, not a curated record
UUGUGGAGUUUUGCAAAAAUAAAAACAUCACUAGAAUCAUUGUUUCGUAACCUGCCAAAAUCGAGUAGUAAUGUAACAGUUGUUGUUCCUCUACGAGAUUGUGGAAAGAGGGAAACAAAUAAUUUCCUAAAAACAAUAAAAAAUAAAUACAAGUAUUGGAUUGAUAACAAUGGCUUGAAAAUUAUGAAAAUACCAGGUACAUUUAAACUUGAUGCAAGUAAAAAUGGUCUAAGUCAAUUUUGGGGUCAUUAUACAAACUACACUCAAACUUACAUUAAGAAAGCAAAGUUUCUUAUUCGAGUCGUGACGUUUCUUUGGACAUUUUCGAUGACUCGUUCCGAGUACUUUAUUCUGUUUACUGAUCACAUGACCAUCCAAAGUGAUAUAUUACAGUCUGUAAUGACCGCUGUUAACAGCUGGAAGAAAGAUAAAUGGCUGUGGUACGAGUCAAUUCCUGGUUCCAUCGAGGGAAGUAUUUAUAAAACAAGGCAUUUUCAUGACUUAUUGCAACUUAUCAACAUAUUUGGGAAUCACAUGCCUCUAAAUUACAUAUUGAAAUUUUACAGACGUAAUUUUAGAAUAUCGAAAGGAAUAAAAAAUAUACAUAAGCAAUUGCCAGUUGAGGAAAGUUAUGAGUUUAAAGCGAACAAUCCAGCAGCUACAGUUAGUACAUCAUUAGAAAUUAGUGGAGGAGUAUCAAUUCAAAGUCUUUAUGAAAAUCGUCAAGGAUUCUUCUGGUCGUGGCCACCAAAAAAAGGAGAUUAUAUAAAAAUUGAUCUCAAGAGUUUCCUUCAUAUUAAACGAGUACGUAUUGAAACUGGUUCAUUUUAUACGAGGAUAUCUUUCCUGGAGGAAUUGUGUCAGUAUUAUUUAAAAAUGAAAACCUAUCGAAGCCAUUGUGUCAGGAGUCAAAAAAGUAUAAAAUCAUGGCAAAAAUUCGGGAGCCAAUUAUUGAUCUUGGGGGUAAUGAACUGUCUCAUCGUUCGGUUGGUUGUAUCAAGAUUGACAUUUGGCCUAUAGCAUCUGAUGUUUAUGAUUCAUGGUUGAUAAUUAGAAGUAUCGCUAUCUUUGUUAAAUAGUAAUGAUCUUUGUAAAAUUAUUUAUCUCCAGUAAUUACUAAUUGGUACAGAUAAUUACUGUGAAUGUGGAUAAUUAGUGAUUAAUGUAGCAACUUUUUGUAAAAUUCCCAACAAAAACAAAACGAAGGGUUUUAAGCAGCUAGCAGUGCACACCCCAUUUUUGCUUUAUUUUUGAGGAAGUUCAUUAUCCAUCGACUGACUUAUAAAGUGAUCAACCAUGUUUUUUUUUAUAAAAUAACUAAUUUCACUUCUCAAUUUGUGACAUAUGUCUUUCUAUAAUUUUUUGACACGAAACAAAUGAAUAUGUUCAAAACGUGUAUUUAAUCUAAAUGCGUCUCUGUACGAUUAACAAUUGAACUUCAACAUCUCAGACAAUUGAAUGUAAAGGAAAUACAAAGCUGAUCAAACAUGCAAAUAUAUAAUAGAGAAUAACAUUUAAACUCUGAGCAAUUUGAUUUAUCGUCGUAAGAAUAUGAUAUAGCAAAUUUUGUAAAAAAUAAUUAAACAAAGUAACUAUAA